UCUGGGGUUCCCGACCCCAGCGCUUCUCUUCGCGUGCGAGGGCGAUCGUCUAAAGCCCUGCAAUACAGCGAGAAGACGGCUCCACCACAAAGCGCGGGACCGGGACCGCGCAGCCCCGUCCUUCUCGGCGCGGCUUCCGAGCUUCCGGGUCCCCUCCCCCGGAGGGGCGGGCUUCCCGCCUCCCGCCGCAGUCCUCACGCAGGUCCGCAGACACACUAGAAAAGGGAGCGGCUUCCGCGCUCCACCAACUCUGUCAGGGCCAUGUCUGGACGCGGUAAGGGUGGGAAGGGCCUGGGUAAGGGUGGCGCUAAGCGCCACCGCAAGGUGCUGCGCGACAACAUCCAGGGCAUCACCAAACCCGCCAUUCGCCGCCUGGCCCGGCGCGGCGGCGUCAAGCGCAUCUCUGGUCUCAUCUAUGAGGAGACGCGCGGGGUGCUGAAGGUCUUCCUAGAGAACGUGAUCCGCGACGCCGUCACCUACACGGAGCACGCCAAGCGGAAGACGGUCACUGCCAUGGACGUGGUCUACGCGCUCAAGCGCCAGGGCCGCACGCUCUACGGCUUCGGCGGCUGAGCGCUCGCCCGCCCGUGACCCUUCUCUGCGCGCGCAGUCAAAGGCUCUUCUCAGGGCCGCCACCUUUUCCCAGAGGAGCUGUGACACUGCGC
Molecule: messenger RNA, 665 nt
Organism: Heterocephalus glaber (naked mole-rat)
Lineage: Eukaryota; Metazoa; Chordata; Mammalia; Rodentia; Bathyergidae
Product: histone H4
Cellular component (GO): nucleosome
Molecular function (GO): structural constituent of chromatin; protein heterodimerization activity; DNA binding
Source: RefSeq, a predicted model, not a curated record